GGCACCCUCGUCCGGCGUGGAGAACGGGGGCUCGCAGGAGCUGGCGGGCGUCCGCGGGGCUGGGCGCCGGGCCUACGAACUCGAGGAGGGGCCCAGGCCGGGCUGCGGCAGGAAGACACGCAGUCAGGCCUCUGCUGUCUCCACGGCACCAUGAACGCCAUUGUCGCGCUCUGUCACUUCUGUGAGCUCCAUGGCCCCCGCACUCUGUUUUGCACUGAGGUUCUGCACGCGCCGCUUCCUAAAGGGGCGGGGGCCGGCCCUGGCCCUGGCGCGCAGGCGGAGGAGGAGGAAGGCGGCAUUCAGAUGAGCGGAGGGACCUGCACUCACAGCCCCGCGGACGGGGCUGGCGCGGAGUCCAGCAGCCCAGGGCCCAAAAAGUCGGACAUGUGUGAGGGCUGCCGGUCACUUGCUGCGGGCCACCCUGGGUAUAUCAGCCAUGAUAAAGAGACUUCGAUUAAAUACGUCAGCCACCAGCACCCCAGCCACCCCCAGCUUUUCAGCAUCGUCCGCCAGGCUUGCGUGCGGAGCCUGAGCUGUGAGGUCUGCCCCGGUCGUGAAGGCCCUAUCUUCUUUGGGGACGAGCAGCAUGGGUUCGUGUUCAGCCACACCUUCUUCAUCAAAGACAGCCUGGCCCGGGGCUUCCAGCGCUGGUACAGCAUCAUCACCAUCAUGAUGGACCGGAUCUACCUCAUCAACUCCUGGCCCUUCCUGCUCGGGAAGAUCCGAGGGAUCAUCGACGAGCUCCAGGGCAAGGCUCUCAAGGUGUUUGAAGCAGAGCAGUUUGGAUGCCCACAGCGAGCCCAGAGGAUGAACACGGCCUUCACCCCAUUCCUGCACCAAAGGAAUGGUAACGCCGCCCGUUCGCUGACCUCGCUGACGAGUGACGACAACCUGUGGGCCUGCCUCCACACCUCCUUUGCUUGGCUCUUGAAAGCAUGCGGCAGCCGGCUGACCGAGAAGCUCCUGGAGGGCGCGCCCACCGAGGACACCCUGGUCCAGAUGGAGAAGCUCGCGGAUUUGGAAGAGGAAUCAGAAAGCUGGGACAACUCUGAGGCUGAAGAAGGAAGAGCCCGUCCAGAGGGUGCAGAAGGGCGGGAGCUGACCAAAUGCCCGACAGAUUCCUCCUUGCUCUCAGACUGUGAUCACUGGCAGCCCCGAAAGCUGUCUGUGUUUAAGUCCCUUCGGCACAUGAGACAGGUCCUGGGCGCCCAGGCGUUCCGCAUGCUGGCCUGGCACGUUCUGAUGGGGAACCAGGUCAUCUGGAAGAGCAGAGACCCCGACCUCGUCCUGUCGGCGUUUGAAGUGCUCCGGACCAUGCUGCCGGUGGGCUGCGUCCGCAUCACCCCUUACAGCGGCCAGUACGAGGAGGCCUACCGGUGCAACUUCCUGGGGCUCAGCCCGCGCGUGCAGAUCCCCGCCCACGUGCUCUCCUCAGAAUUUGCCGUCGUAGUGGAGGUCCACGCAGCGGCUCGCUCCAGCCUCCACCCAGCCGGCUGUGAGGAUGACCAGUCUCUCAGCAAGUACGAGUUCACCGUGACCAGUGGGAGUCCUGUAGCUGCGGACAGAGUUGGCCCAACCAUUUUGAAUAAGAUAGAAGCUGCUUUGACCAACCAGAAUCUAUCUGUGGACGUGGUUGACCAGUGCCUCAUCUGCCUCAAGGAAGAGUGGAUGAACAAAGUGAAGGUCCUUUUUAAAUUCACCAAAGUGGACAGUCGACCCAAAGAGGACACCCAGAAACUCCUGAGUAUCCUUGGAGCAUCCGAGGAGGACAAUGUCAAGCUGCUCAAAUUCUGGAUGACAGGCCUGAGCAAAACCUACAAGUCACACCUCAUGUCCACGGUCCGUAGCCCGACAGCCUCAGAACCUCGUAAUUGACCCUGUCGUGGAAGUCGGUGUUGGUGUGCACCUCUGGGAAGUGUGGCGGGGGGCGGGGCGCCUGGUGGCUGUCACGGGCUGCUCUCCCAUUUCUGAACUGCUGGCAUGGAGCUGCUUCCAAGCAAGGAAUGGAAACUGUUGGGGCUGAACUGUGCCUUUGCGGUGGGGGGAGGGCCUGGUGUAGUUCUCGGGACCAUCCCCCAAGCGGCUCCACUUGCUCCAGCCUGAAGAGGACAGCGGGAGACUCGUGCAAGGGACUAGUCCCUGCAUUCCUGCACCCCUGUGAGAAAAGAUGAAGGGAAGCGUGUGUCUCAAGUCUCUCGUGGACUUAGAUCUCAAAAUUUACAGGGAAAAUGUGUCAUGCCAGUGCUGACUUGGGUAUUUUAGCCACAAUAUCGUACCCUCUCUUUAGGUUAACAUUCAGAACUUUCUAUUCUGAAAUUUAGCAAGAGUUUCCCCUGUUUUAUGUGCAUGCACGUUAUGAAUUGCUACAGUUGUAAAUAUUCAAGACAGGUGCUGCCCCUUAGUCGUUUUAGUAACCUGGUGUUGGGUUAGGGCUCUGGGAAAGGCUUUUGGAGUAAAGAGGAUGGAUGUGUUUCUCAUAGUUGGAUCUUCUGGAAUGCAUGUGCUGGAGUCAUGUGACUACCAAGUCUUCUGGCCACACUCUUCUGAAGUUGCUUUGAAAUCACACUGUAGUUGGACAAGCCCCUGGUCUUUGUUACACAAAGAUGAUGCUUUCCUGAAACGUUCAGUGGGGCCAUUCACCUCACCUGGCUGCCUGUGUGUGCGGUUGAGAAACCCGCCGUAGUUCUGUCCUGUAUCACAUUCUUUAUUGCUGCUUAAACGUUGACACUUGGCUGCAGUAAUUUCCUGAGCAUAAUGAUUUAAGAUAUAAUAGUUCUAUCUCAGUGUGCAUUUUUGAUAAGGGUUCAUGGUGUAGAGGGAUUUUGCAGCAUUUUUGCUGAGUUUAGUUUUUUGUUUAAUGUAUAUUUAACAUGACUAAAUUUAUAUGACUUGGUAUCUGUAUCAUGUAAGAACAUUGAAA
Molecule: messenger RNA, 2920 nt
Organism: Pteronotus mesoamericanus
Lineage: Eukaryota; Metazoa; Chordata; Mammalia; Chiroptera; Mormoopidae
Gene: FLCN
Product: folliculin
Exons: 12
Coding region: 151-1875 (574 amino acids)
Biological process (GO): positive regulation of TORC1 signaling; negative regulation of transcription by RNA polymerase II; positive regulation of transforming growth factor beta receptor signaling pathway
Cellular component (GO): cytosol
Molecular function (GO): GTPase activator activity
Source: RefSeq, a predicted model, not a curated record